GUUGGCGUGUGGGAUGGGCGGGCUUGAGGCUCUUAAAACCAUCGAAACAGACUGGACUACUGAAACUAUCGAUAAUGACUGGACUACUAAAACUGUCGAUAAAGACUGGACUGGCCUACUGAAACUAUCGAUAAAGACUGGGCUACUGAAACUAUCGAUAAAGACUGGACUACUGAAACUAUCGAUAAAGACUGGACUACUGAAACUAUCGAUAAAAACUGGACUAUUGAAACUAUCGAUGAAGACUGGACUACUGAAACUAUCGAUAAAAACUGGACUACUGAAACUAUCGAUAAAGACUGGACUACUGAAACUAUCGAUAAAGACUGGACUACUGAAACUGUCGAUAAAGACUGGCCUACUGAAACUAUCGAUAAAGACUGGACUACUGAAACUAUCGAUAAAGACUGGACUACUACAGCCCCCCCCCCAGUAA
Messenger RNA from Sphaeroforma arctica JP610, 436 nucleotides. RefSeq lists its product as hypothetical. The transcript has a single exon. The record is from RefSeq and is a predicted model, not a curated record. NCBI's taxonomy places the organism in Eukaryota, Ichthyosporea, Ichthyophonida. The annotation marks the transcript as partial.